UAUCUAUAUUAGUUUGUCAGAAUUGCUAGGAAGGGGAAAGAGAAGAUGAGUAUUCAGGACUUUGUCUUACUGGUUUUAACACUUUGCUCAAUACAAACACAAACACUUUCUGAUAACAUAGAUGGUGAAACGCUUGAGAAGAUUGGCCCAAACUGGGCAAAGGAAGACGAAAGGCCAAACAGGCUAGGAUAUUUAGAGUCAGUUUUGUCAGACUUAUCGCGGUAUGAAUUAAACAGAGCUAACGAGAACUCCUAUCAAGACAUUUAUAAGCGUCGUCCAGGUUGGGGAAAAAGGAGCUUUUCUGACGAUUUAGAACUAUAUAAAAGAAGACCAGGCUGGGGCAAAAGAGCAUACUCUAACGAUCUUGGAGCACUUGAAGAAAAAAGGGCCCCAGGGUGGGGCAAAAGAAGCUAUGAAUCCGAUAUGCCGAGUGAGAUAACUGGUGUUGACAGGAUGAAGCGCAGACCAGGCUGGGGCAAGAGAAGUGAAUUCGACGAAUUUGAAGCAACGAAAAGACGGCCUGGCUGGGGUAAACGAGCACCUGGUUGGGGAAAAAGGUCCAACGAUUGCCAAUCUAUAAUCAAUGAAAUUCGACUUUUACGAAUGAAAUUAUCAAUGUUAACGGACGACCUGCGUGACGCGUGUCCUGCUGUGCUGCUGGACGAAGAAGAAGGUAUCAACAACAGUUAGGAUUGCAAAGACCCGACAUAGAAAUGGAAGUGCGGACUCAGGGGAGGAUACUCUGUUAUAUAUUCACUGUAACUCAUAACUAGAGUCUAAAAUGUUCUUAUUUGACUAUAAAGGAAACGAAAUUUAAGACAAUUCUACACCAACAAUACAUUCAGAUCUUUUUUUCAAAAACUCAUUUUUUCAAAUAAUCAUAAUCAUAUAUAGUUUUACAUCAGUUACAUAUGUUGUCUAAAUUGUGUUUACGAUUAAAGUGUUUGGCUUUUCAUUCAUAAUGGUGUGAAAAGUGAUAUAAAAAACUAAGGAAGUCAAAAAAUUGAUUACUGGUACUAAACGUUGCUGUAUCUGACCCAGUGAAUUUAGAAUGUUGUUUUUUUGUUUGUUUUUUUUUUUUUUUUUGUUGUUACCUAAACACCUUAUGGUACUUUUGAGCCUUUCGACACCAAGAGAGUCAUAUGUCAGUAAGAAUAAACCAAUGUCUUUUCUAACAAAAUUCACAUUUAAAGGUGGACAAUCACAUUUGAGCAACAUUUAUGACAUUUUUCAUUUUUAGUAUAUUCUGUUAGAGAUUUAUUUAAGGAACAAAAAGAGUUAGAUCCUUUUUAGAAAUGUAUUUUUUUUUAUUUUUAUGGAAUUUUAUAAUUACUCCCAUUUGUUACGAAAGUUUUGAAAAAGUGGACUACUGCUUUUGAAUUUAAUAUUAUUUCUUAUUUUAAAUUUGCAUUCGAUAAAUAUUUGAAUAUGUCAACAAUUUGUUUUAAAACAAUGUCAAAUUUAUUGUGGUUACGCAACCAAGACAGGUAAUGGGAGCUAAUAAUAUUUUUACAAACUUGCAUUUCUAAUAAAUUUCGGCUAAAUAUAUAUUUGUCAAUGUAACGAUUUGACACAUAUACUACAAUAAUUCUUAUAUUUAUAUGUAUUCUUAGGUAAAGGAUCUUUAUUAAAACUACAUUGGUUGGGCAACCAGGACAGGGAAAUCAAAUUUUAAAAUACCUCCAGUAAAAUCCUACAAUAUAUUAAGCAGUCAAUGGACACAAAUAAGUGUAAAUGACCUUUUGUUAAACUAUCGCCCAAAUCCAUUACUUGAUCAAAAUCUGAUUAACCACCUUUAAAGUAGAAAAAGGAAGUGUUGGAAUGCAUUUUCUUUAUUUUGGUAAUCAAAAAACAUACUAUCGUUGACACAAUGAGCUAGGUCUCUCGGGAUCUGAGAAAUCUCUCACAGACAGAAAACAUACAAUUAAAACACGUCACAAACACUUUUCUGUUUCUAGAUACAUUUAUAUGGAGCGUAUUGCUUGAAACUUUGGUACACUUAUUUCGCAUUUAUUUACUUCGAUCGCAUAAGUGAAAUAUACACUUUCUGCAACAGGAAGUGGAAGUAAUUAGGAAUUGAAAAUAUUGACAUGUCAAUAAAAUCUGUGAAAAGAUCCUUUCGCAGCAUGGAGCGCAACCAAACAACAUAGUAGUAGACUCGGUUUUCGUUUUUUGUCGUGUUGAGCGACCUGUGGAGUUUCCACAUUUUCUAUUUGACUGAGUUUGUUCAUGACAGUUAAUGAAAUGUGCAACAUUCCUCACGCCCCCAGCAUAGCCUUAAGUGGAAUUAUAUUACUGUAACAGUAAAACUGAAUGUUCUCCAGGAUCCCAAAGGAUCAAACAGAAAGUAUAACAACAUCGAGUCAAAGUCAAACAUGGCUCUUUACAUAUAAAUAGAAUAUAUUCAUUUAUUGUUGCGCUUCUUAUCUCAUUCUGCAAUCCCUGGUUGAAAUAAAGAAUGAACAUUUUGUACAGAUGAGAAUCUUGAAAUUAUAGUUCAUUUUGUUUAUUUGCUAUUCUUCAAACAAAUAAAUAGAUUAGAUAUUUAUCAUGCUUUCUUCUUCGAGCGAUAGUGGUGCUUUUUGAAUUUGUUUACCGAAACUUCUUUGAUUGUUUCUUUUCUUUCAAUAUUAAGUCUAAAACGACCAGAUACGUAAUAUAUUGUGUCUGGACCGAUAGCUACGUCUGGUGCUAUACAGAUUUUCUAUUUCAGAUAGGUUUUAGGACAUUUACCGAAAGUUUAGAAUAUUAAUUUAUGUUUUAGAUACAUAUUUUUCCUUCGGUUGUUACAAAUAAAAGAAAAACAUUGAGAA
Molecule: messenger RNA, 2813 nt
Organism: Mercenaria mercenaria
Lineage: Eukaryota; Metazoa; Mollusca; Bivalvia; Venerida; Veneridae
Product: APGW-amide-related neuropeptide-like
Exons: 2
Coding region: 46-690 (214 amino acids)
Source: RefSeq, a predicted model, not a curated record